Molecule: messenger RNA, 1590 nt
Organism: Leptosia nina
Lineage: Eukaryota; Metazoa; Arthropoda; Insecta; Lepidoptera; Pieridae
Source: the annotation of a GenBank genome assembly
AUGCCUUUCUGUUGCAUCUGUUUGACGACAAAUGUGCGAAUGCACGAUUUAAAUAAGUCAUAUCUAUUUGAGUUAUAUGAAAAAUUAGUUAGUUAUAAUGUAGCUUCUGCUCCUUUGUACUGUUGCUAUAUUUGCAAUUCGCUUCUAAAAAAGUGCUACCACUUUAUGAUGCAAGCCAUCAAAGCCAAUAAUGCUUUAUCCAUCUUUGAAAGUAGUGAUAUGCUGAUUAGAGAAUGCAAUGGUAACAUUUUCAAAUUAGUUAUAUCCAAGUUAGAUGAUGUUGUGAUUGAUGGGAUUAAAGACAUUUUGAUUGAAGAUGGCAAUGAUAAUAAUCAAAAGGAAAUUAAACUAGAAGAUGCUGAAGUGGAGGGUGACCAUGAUUUGGCUCAAGAUAACUUAGAUGAUGUACUCAUUAAAUCCGACUCAGAAGAUGACGUUCCGUUAAGUGAAUUGCAGGCAGACAUUGAUAUAGUGAAGAAUGAAAAGGACUAUAAGGUAUACAAAAAGGUAAACGCCCGGGAAAUAAUACUAACAAAAGAGGAGCAAUUGAACGAGAUGCAGGAACGCGCAAAAUCCAUCAACUACCUAAACUCUCCGUACAAAUGCAGUCUGUGCUACCGCGGGUUCAUCGACCCGCUCGCAUUCGGAAAGCACAGAGAAAAGCACGACGAGAGCAGCGGACCGCACAAAUGUGACAUGUGUCACCUUCGUUACGCGAGCAAACGUCAAAUGAACACACACUGUAAGGCUGCGCAUGCGCGGAGGUUCGAGUGUCACACGUGCAAGCAGAUUACCCACACUAGGAACCAAGCUAAACAACACGAAGAAUGGCACAAGGGCAGAACUUAUACCUGCAACUUAUGUGGGAAAAGCUUCAGAAAGCCGUCCUCCUACUUCACGCACUUGCGGAAAUCGCACGUGAACAAGCACUCCUGCUCAUCGUGCGGUGAAAGUUUCGUCAGCGAGCACGGUCUGCGCAUGCACACGACCAAGACUCAUAGAGUCCUCACGGGUGACGAAAAAGAUGAACCGAUCUCGGAUAGCUUCUGCAAAGAGUGUGAUAUGCAAUUUAAAACGUUGGAUGCUUGGAAGCGGCACGUGUUGACGACUCAUUAUCAUUUCGAUUCGAAAAGUUCAACAUGUCCGGUGUGCAAUGAAGAUGUAUCCCUCGAAGCGAGACAGGCUCAUAUUCGAUCUCACACAAACAUACAACAGAAAAAUCACGACUACGAGAAGACACCGGCUCUGACAUCCCUCAAUUGCGCGCAUUGCAAUGCGUCAUUCUUCAGUGUGCACAAACUGAGUGCGCAUAUGCGGAGGGUCCACCUCGGCAUGAAGUACGAUAAGAAUAUCGUCUGCGAAGUCUGUGGGAAGCAUUGUACGUCACUGGCCACACUGAAGUACCAUCAGCGACGUCAUAACGGCGAACGACCAUUUCCUUGUAACACUUGCGGUGCCAGAUUCACGUCCAAAGAGAAUCUAAGGAUACACAGUCGCACCCAUUCGGGCGAGCGCCCGUACACUUGUCCGAUUUGUGGGAAAAAAUUCACACAGAAACCGGCUCUCAACAGACAUUACAGGGUAAAUUGA